CAAGGCUCAUGGGUGGGAGGAGAAAAGAGCUCCGGGGACUCACUAGCUGUCCGGGGUUCAGGCUGACAGUCAGUCACGGGGGGAGGGGGCCCCUUUCUUCUGCCACCCACAGGUGCUAAAACUCUCCCUACCUGCACGGAGGGUGACCGGAGCCCAGUUAAAGGAACCGCCCAUUAGUUCGCGGCUUUGCCCCUCGGGUGGCCCCCCCCCGGCCCGGCCCCGCUUUGAAGCCGUAUUGACACGUGUGUGACACCCGCUAACAAAAGUCCCCGGGCAACAAAGCGGCAGCCACGGCCGGUACCGGCCUUCCGCCGCCAGGGGCCGCUGCCGCCCCGCUCCGCUCCCGGCCCCGCAGCCAGGCCGCGGCUCCCUCCCGGCUGCGCUCGCUCUGCUCCGCCCGGCAGCGGGGCCGGCCCGUGGCGAGGCGGCGCCGGGACCCUGCCCAGCCCGGAGCGGGAGCGGAGCUCGGCCGGGCCGGGCCCGCUGGAGAAGCCCCGCCCGCCUCCCCGGGGGGGCCAUGGCCGAGCGGGCCGCUGCCCAGGCUCCUGCUGUUCCUGAACACGCUCCUGUGAGCGAAGCCCAUCAUCACACUACAGAGAUCUCCUUGUGGACUGUAGUGGCUGCCAUCCAAGCCGUGGAGAGGAAGGUGAAUUCCCAUGCCACGCGAUUACUGAAUCUGGAGGGGAGAACAGGGACAACCGAGCAGAAGUUAACAGACUGUGAGAGGACAGCGAUGGAAUUUGGUAACCAGCUGGAGAGUAAAUGGACUAUUUUGGGAACUCUGAUCCAGGAGAAUAACUUCCUGCAGAGGAGGCUGGAGAACAUGGAGAACCUGCUGAGAAACAGGAACUUUUGGAUCUUAAGACUGCCCCCAGGCACUAAGGGAGAAGUCCCCAAGGUGCCGGUGACAUUUGAUGACGUCUCCGUCUAUUUUAACGAGCAGGAGUGGGAGAACUUAGAGGAAUGGCAGAAAGAGCUUUACAAGAAUGUGAUGAAGGGGAACUAUGAGACUCUGAUCUCUCUGGACUACGCUGUUUCUAAGCCAGACGUUUUAUCCCGCAUUGAGCGAGGGGAGGAGCCGUGUGUCGGGGAUCAGUGGGAAUCCCUGGAAGGAUUGGAGGGAAGAGUCCAGAAGAAGGAAGGGCUGGUGGAAAGAGAAAUCCCUGUGGACCCCAGCGCAGGCCAUGCCAUUUCGAACCCUGACAUCCUGCCCCGGGCUGAAGGAGGGGAGGAGCCGUGUAUUGGGGCCCAGGGGGGUUCGGCGGACAGAGAAAUUCCCCUGGAGCUCAGUACAGAAUCACCAGUUUCCACAUUUGACACUUUACCCUGGAUUAAAGAGGAGGAAGAGCUGGAUGCUGGGGACCAGCAGGAACUGGGGGAAGGAAGAAUUCUCACAGGCUCCAGCAUGGCAAAUGAUGGGACAGCAAGCAAAGAGGAGGAGAAGCCCCAGGAGGGAUGUCUGGAAAAGUUAGAACCACAAGAGGAGGUUUUGCAGAGCCUACAGCAGGGAGCGGCUGCACAGCUGUCUAACCCUGCUGUCAUCAGAAUGGAGCAAUCAACCCAGUGUGGCCGAGACUUCGGCCUGCUUAAGGGCUUUGUGGUGCAGCCGGGAGAAAAGCCCUUUGCCUGCGGUGAAUGUGGGAAAAGCUUCCGGCUGAAGGGGAAUUUGGUCAAGCACCUGCGGAGCCACGCCAAGGUGCGGCCCUACAAGUGCACCGAGUGCGAGAAGAGCUUCAACUGCCAGUCGGACCUGCUGCGACACCAGAUGAUUCACCGCGGGGAGAAGCCCUACAAGUGCAGCGAGUGCGAGAAGAGCUACAGCCGCAAGGUGUAUCUGCUCAACCACCAGCGUGUGCACACGGGGGAGCGGCCCUUCCAGUGCACGGUGUGCGAGAAAAGCUUCCGGCAGAAGGCCGUGCUCAUCUCGCACCAGCGCCUGCACACUGGCGAGCGCCCCUACAAGUGCACCCAGUGCGACAACAGCUUCAGCGAGAAGUCCAAGCUCAACAACCACUACCGCAUCCACACGGGAGAGUGGCCUUACAAGUGCACCAAGUGUGACAAGAGCUACAGCCGCAAGGUGUACCUGCUCAACCACCAGCGCCUGCACACCGGCGAGCGGCCCUUCCAGUGCACUGAGUGCAGCAAGAGCUUCGUGCUCAAGACGAGCUUCUUGAAGCACCAAAGAAAUCACGUGGAAGAGAGACUCCACCAGGGCAGCCCUGUUGCUAAAAGCCAUGGCGGGUCUGUCGACCAUCAGGGUAAUGACCCAGGAGAAGGGCUCAAACGCCACAUUGAGUGUGGAAAAAGCUUCACGGGGAAGCCUGAGCUAGAGACACACCAGCAAGUCCAUAUCCGGGAGUGGCCACAUCAGUGUGGCACAUGUGAGAAAAGCUUCCAAUACAAGGAAUCUCUGAAAGAACAUCAGAGUCUCCACAGCACAGAGCAAGGGCAUCCGGAGGUUUUUCGGAGCCCCGGACAGGGAGCAGAGGCCGGACUCCUGGUUGUAAAGAUGGAAGAUACGUGGUUUUACCACAGGCCCACGGGGCCGGCCCGUGGCGAGGCGGCGCCGGGACCCUGCCCAGCCCGGAGCGGGAGCGGAGCUCGGCCGGGCCGGGCCCGCUGGAGAAGCCCCGCCCGCCUCCCCGGGGGGGCCAUGGCCGAGCGGGCCGCUGCCCAGGCUCCUGCUGUCCCUGAACCCACUCCUGUGAGCGAAGCCCAUCAUCACACUACAGAGAUCUCCUUGUGGACAGUAGUGGCUGCCAUCCAAGCCGUGGAGAGGAAGGUGAAUUCCCACGCCACGCGAUUACUGAAUCUGGAGGGGAGAACAGGGGCAACCGAGCAGAAGUUAACAGACUGUGAGAGGACAGCGAUGGAAUUUGGUAACCAGCUGGAGAGUAAAUGGACUAUUUUAGGAACUCUGAUCCAGGAGAAUAACUUCCUGCAGAGGAGGCUGGAGAACAUGGAGAACUUGCUGAGAAACAGGAACUUCUGGAUCCUGAGACUGCCUCCAGGCACUAAGGGAGAAGUCCCCAAGGUGCCGGUGACAUUUGAUGACGUCUCCGUCUAUUUCAAUGAGCAGGAGUGGGAGAACUUAGACGAAUGGCAGAAAGAGCUUUACAAGAACGUGAUGAAGGGGAACUAUGAGACACUGAUCUCCCUGGACUACGCUGUUUCUAAGCCAGACGUUUUAUCCCGCAUUGAGCGAGGGGAGGAGCCGUGUGUCGGGGAUCAGUGGGAAUCCCUGGAAGGAUUGGAGGGAAGAGUCCAGAAGAAGGAAGGGCUGGUGGAAAGAGAAAUCCCUGUGGACCCCAGCGCAGGCCAUGCCAUUUCGAACCCUGACAUCCUGCCCCGGGCUGAAGGAGGGGAGGAGCCGUGUAUCGGGGCCCAGGGGGGUUCGGCGGACAGAGAAAUUCCCCUGGAGCUCAGUACAGAAUCACCAGUUUCCACAUCUGCCCCUUUACCCUGGAUCAAACAAGAGGAAGAGCUGGAUGCUGGGGACCAGCAGGAACUGGGGGAAGGAAGAAUUCUCACAGGCUCCAGCAUGGCAGAUGAUGGGACAGCGAGCCAAGAGAAGGAGAAGCCCCAGAAGGGAUGUCUGGAGAAGUUGGAGCAGCAAGGGAUGUCAUCGGUGAAAUCUGAAGAGGAGGUUUUGCAGAGCCUACAGCAGGGAGCGGCUGCACAGCUAGUUAGCCCUGCAGUGAUCAGAGUGGAGAAAUCCACCCAGUGCGACCGAGACUUCGGCCUGCUCAAGGGCUUUGUGGUGCAGCCAGGAGAGAAGCCCUUUGCCUGCGGUGAAUGCGGGAAAAGCUUCCGGCUGAAGGGGAAUUUUGUCAAACACCUGCGGAGCCACGCCAAGGUGCGGCCCUACAAGUGCACCGAGUGCGAGAAGAGCUUCAACUGCCAGUCGGAGCUGCUGCGACACCAGAUGAUUCACCGCGGGGAGAAGCCCUACAAGUGCAGCGAGUGCGAGAAGAGCUACAGCCGCAAGGUGUAUCUGCUCAACCACCAGCGUGUGCACACGGGGGAGCGGCCCUUCCAGUGCACGGUGUGCGAGAAAAGCUUCCGGCAGAAGGCCGUGCUCAUCUCACACCAGCGCCUGCACACUGGCGAGCGCCCGUACAAAUGCAGCGAGUGCGGUAAGAGCUUCACUCAGCAGUCCAAGCUGACCAACCACUAUCGUAUCCACACAGGCGAGCGCCCCUACAAGUGCACCCAGUGCGACAACAGCUUCAGCGAGAAGUCCAAGCUCAACAACCACUACCGCAUCCACACAGGAGAGCGGCCUUACAAGUGCACCGAGUGUGAGAAGAGCUACUGCCGCAAGGAGUAUCUGCUCAAUCACCAGCGCCUGCACACCGGCGAGCGGCCCUUCCAGUGCACUGAGUGCAGCAAGAGCUUCAUGCUCAAGAGGAGCUUCAUGAAGCACCAAAGAAAUCACGUGGAAGAGAGACCCUACCAGGACGGCCUGGCUGCAAAAAGCCAUGGUGGGUCUGUCAGCCGUCAGGAUAACGACCUGGGAGAAGGGCUGACGUGCCGCACUGAAUGCGGGGAAAGCUUCACGGGGAAGCCUGAGCUAGAGACGCACCAGCAGGUCCAUGUCAGGGAGCGGCCACAUCAAUGUGGCACGUGUGGGAAAAGCUUCCGAUACGAGGAAUCUCUGAAAGAACAUCAGAGUCUCCACAGCACAGAGCAAGGGCAUCCGGAGGUUUUUCGGAGCCCCGGACAGGGAGCAGAGGCCGGACUCCUGGUUGUAAAGAUGGAAGAUACGUGGUAGCCAGUGGAGUUAACGUAGCAGGUGCGUUAGUCAGACAAAAGGCAAGAGGAGGAGUUGAAAUGUCCAUGGUUUAGAGAGAGCUUCACCUCCUCAGAUCUGACUGUGUGUCUGAGCCCCUGGAGGAGAGGUGGAAACCCAGCCAGUGGACUUCCUUCUGUCACCACCUGAAAGGGGAACCAGGGACACUAGCUGAGGAGGAUUCUUCUCUCUCAACUGAAAAUGCAGCAAUGGCAGCGUGGGGACACGCAGGGGAACCAGCUUCUGCUUGCGAAACAUCCCCACACGAUGGCAGGCAGACGGGACCGGGAGAGGAAGAACUAGAAGGGACAUGAAUGACUGGGAGUAGGAGGGGGAUGGGCACUCUGUAUAGAAGGCCUGUCGCUGGGCCUCACUGGACAAGACUGAAUUGCAAUUGCUUGAGCUAUAAGCUGACAUCUCAAGUUCAGCCCUGUGGCCCAGGUCCAAUAUAGUUUUGGAGGUCUGGUCUGCUCUUGUUCCUAAGGCGACCCUCGCUUUAGCUUUCACUCACCUUGAGGUCAUGUGAAUUCUCUAGUGACUCCAGCAGAAGAGGGACUCAGGAGUAAAAUAAAAAAGGGGAGAUAAUGAGAAAUGCCCUGAAAAAAGUGGGGAACACAUGGGAGAUCAGUAGGCACAGGUGCUGGAACAGUUUGGGGUAUAAUGAGAGCCAUUGAACCAAACUGUAAACCCUGCGUGUGAUGGAAACCUUUCAGGCCAGGGGUUGCGGCAGCACCCUUACUUCCUGCACCUAUGUUAGUAGGUAAAUCCAAAAAGAUGUUCUCCCAGACUCCGGACCCAAGUCACCACCGUGGAGCUUUUCACUUGGGCAGGUGGGGAGCGUGGGGGCAUGGGGGUGGUAUUUGUGUUAUUUUUUUAUUAUGUAACAUGUACAGAUCUGAUCAUGACUUUUAAAACCUAAAGGUAACACUGUCACCUCAUCCUUCAGAGUGAGAAGGCGGUUGUUCCUACCUCCCCGCCAUUUUCUCAGCCAGUUCAGGGUUUCCCUGGAGCGGUUAUUUUGAUGUACAUACUAUAAUUUGCAUUUUCUGCUGUUCUUUCGUAUGGCUGUCGUAGAGCAGGAACUACAAUUUCACCUGAAGUUGAUCGAGCCAAGUGGCUACGUCAGGAGUAGCAGAGUUUAUUGCAGUGAUGCCUCCUUCAUAUUUAUCAAUUGGGCAGUAGGUAGUGACGUGGUCGAUGGUCAGUCCUGGGGAACCACACUCACACAUCGGGGAGUCCUUGAUUUUCCGUUUGUGCAUUAGAUAUCCGCAUCUACCAUGGUUGGUUCGAAUUUGGUUCAGAGUUGACCAAGAUGACCGUGGAAGGUUAAACCCAGGAACCUUCUGCAUGGGAUCUGGCACAAGGUGCUUAGUCUCGUUUAACCCAAUCUGUUUUCCAAGCCUCCUCCUGAUCAUAACCUGAUUGCAUGAGGCUAAACGAAUGUCCCCAGAAAGGUUUGUGGAACUUAAGACAUGGCAGGGGGGUGUUGUCAGGGUCUUGGGGAAUAGGAAGGCAUCUGUUUUCCUGAAUUCACUGAGCUUUGCGGUAUGUUGCAGCCGUUCAGCGUAUCGGCAGGAGAGCGAUGUUAGACAGGACAGCUAGCCGUGGUGUUGGAGUUGAUUUAAGGGUUCCUGUAAUGCACCGUAUCACUAUUCAGCUGAGUAUCCACAAGUCGUGUGUGGCUGCAUCUGCUCCAUUCUGGUGCACACUAUUCAGCUACUGAAUAUACAAGUGUUAUUGCAGAUGUUCACAAUACUGAUGCUGAUGCACUCCAGGUUGUACCUGUUAGUUUCUGGAUUAUGCUGGCUCUCGUUUUUAUCUUUGCAGCUACCUUCUCAGGAUGAUCAUGGAAGGAGAAGGUGCGAUUGCGUUUCACUCUCAGAUAUGUUGGAGUGUAAUCGUGUUGCACAUUUUUACCACAGAAAGCUACUUUCAGUAUGGUUUUGGCACUCUUAUUAUCAAGAUGAAAUGCGCUUACUAUUGUUUUUCCAGGGUUCGGUUUGAGCCUCCAUUUCCGGACAUAUUGUUCCAUAUAUUAGAGGUCCUCAGUUAACGCUUUCUCAAUGUCGUGGAGGUUUGAUGCUUGGAUUGCCAUGGCAAGAUCAUCUGCAUAUCCAAAUGUUCAUGAUUUAGUUGGAGGCACUAAUGUAAAUAUUAAAAAGGGUUGGCACAAGUA
Molecule: messenger RNA, 6971 nt
Organism: Mauremys reevesii (Reeves's turtle)
Lineage: Eukaryota; Metazoa; Chordata; Testudines; Geoemydidae
Exons: 15
Coding region: 518-4777 (1419 amino acids)
Biological process (GO): regulation of DNA-templated transcription
Molecular function (GO): DNA-binding transcription factor activity, RNA polymerase II-specific; RNA polymerase II cis-regulatory region sequence-specific DNA binding
Source: RefSeq, a predicted model, not a curated record